Prinia subflava (tawny-flanked prinia) is the source of this 5559-nucleotide messenger RNA. Its product is annotated as protein phosphatase 1 regulatory subunit 15B-like. The transcript is spliced from 2 exons. Gene Ontology annotation, molecular function: protein phosphatase regulator activity. Lineage: Eukaryota; Metazoa; Chordata; Aves; Passeriformes; Cisticolidae. The record is from RefSeq and is a predicted model, not a curated record. Bases 134 to 1843 code for a protein of 569 amino acids. Gene Ontology annotation, biological process: response to endoplasmic reticulum stress. Gene Ontology annotation, cellular component: endoplasmic reticulum; protein phosphatase type 1 complex.
GAAGCUGCCUGAGGAUGGAGUCGAAACGCGAACCGGAGCUGCCCGCCGCCCCCCGAGCCUUCAGACUCACCGCCCCGCCACGGAGCGCCGCUCCACACGCCCCUCCGCACCGCUGGCAGCGCUGAACGGCCUCAUGGAGCACAGCGGUCGCGAACGCGCCGGCCCCGGCUUGGGAUGGGCCCGACUGGGCCUGGCCGGGGCCUGGCCGAAGCUGGCGGGGCCCAGCGCGGCUCCCGCCGGCGGCUCGUCCCAGGCGAGCCCGCCCUUCUCGUGGCUGCGCGUGGUGUCGCAGCUGCUGUCGCCGCUGCCCGCCCUCCUCCAGCGGCUGCUGCCCGGCACCGCGCUGAGCUCCGCGCUGUGCCCCGCCAAGGCACCGCCGCCGCUGGUGCUGCUGCCCAAGGCGGACACCGCGCUGGACUGGACCGAGGAGGAGCUCCCGGAGAAGCGGCCGGAGCGCGUUCCCGAGCCCCCGGUGGGGCUGUGGGGAGCCGGGCUGGUGCGGAGCAGUUUGGGCGCUCUUCCCAUGGAUUGGUACGUGCUGGGUUUGGAGCAGGGCAAGAGCCACCUGCCGCAGCCCCUGCGAGCCGAGGGCUUGCCCGAGGUUGAGUUCCUGCGCAGCAAGCGCCUGGCGUUCCUCCAGCGCUGGCAUCUGCCCGCGCCCGACCCCGACCACGGCUACCACAGCCUGGAGGAGGAGCAGCAGCAGCAGCACAGGGGUGCCCGCCGAGAAAUCGGGGAUUUAGAGCAGCUUGAGGGUGAGGGGAGGCAGCCUGGGGGUGUCCCCGUGGAGCAGGAGCGGCUGCGGGGUGCGGCUGAGGAGGAGGAGGAGGAGGAAGCCUCGGCUGGAGAGGAGGGCGAGGAGGACUCUGAAACGGAGCAAAACUUCCCAAUUUCAACCAGACCUGCGUGUGCGAAUAAAUUAAUCGAUUAUAUCAUCGGAGGAGUAUCCAGUGGGGAGGAGAGUGAGGAUGAGGAAGACUGGAAUGAUGAUGAUGAUGAUGAAGAUGAUGACGGGUUUGACAGCGAGGAGCUGCCCUCGGACUCAGACGCCGGCAGCCAGGACGGGGAGAGGCUCCAUCUGUGGAAUUCCUUCUACAGCUUGGAUCCCUACAACCCUCAGAACUUCACAGCCACCAUCCAGACGUCUUCCAGCGAGCCGGGAAAGGGAAUGUCGGACGUGGAAGAGGAGGAGGAGGAGGAGGAGGAAGACUCGUGGGCAGAGUCCUCCGAGGGCUCUCCGAGUUCCGAGGAGGACGAGUGGGACUGUGAGAGCGUGGACGAGGCGGAAAACUUGAAACUUUGGAACUCGUUCUGUAGCUCGGACGAUCCCUACAACCCUUUAAAUUUCACGGCGGCCUUUCAGACGGCGGAGAAAAAAGGGACGCCGAAAAAAGAGAGGCUGAGUUGUGUCACCUCCGAGCACCUCACCGUGUGUCGGGUGCAGCUGGAAAAACUCAGCUGCGGGGGCCCAGAGCUGGGGCAGCGCGGGGGGAAAACCGCGAAUCCCAAGCGGAAAAAGGUGACAUUUCUGGACAAGGUGACCGAGUAUUACAUCAGCGGCGAGGAGGACAGGAAGGGGCCCUGGGAGGAGCUGGCGCGGGACGGCUGCAGAUUCCAGAGGCGCAUCCAGGACACCGAGGAGGCCAUCGGGUACUGCCUGAGCCCGCAGCACAGACUGAGGGUGCUGCACAGGCUGCAGGGCUGCCAGUCCCUUCUAGAACCUUCCACACCCCUCCAUCGGGUACUGCCUGAGCCCCCAGCACCGCCUGAGCGUGCUGCACAGGCUGCAGGGCUGGCAAUCCCUUCUAGAACCUUCCACACCCCUCCAUCGGGUACUGCCUGAGCCCCCAGCACAGACUGAGCGUGCUGCACAGGCUGCAGGGCUGCCAGUCCCUUCUAGAACCUUCCACACCCCUCCAUCGGGUACUACCUGAGCCCGCAGCACCGCCUGAGCGUGCUGCACAGGCUGCAGGGGUCCCAUUCCCUUCUAGAACCUUCCACACCCCUCCAUCGGGUACUGCCUGAGCCCGCAGCACCGCCUGAGGGUGCUGCACAGGCUGCAGGGCUGGCAAUCCCUUCUAGAACCUUCCACACCCUUACAUCGGGUACUGCCUGAGCCCGCAGCACUGCCUGAGUGUGCUGCACGGGCUGCAGGGGUACAGAACUGAGCCCUUCUAGAACCUUCCACACCCUGCCUCUGAGCCCGCAGCACCACCUCAGGGUGCUGCACAGGCUGCAGGAGUCCCAAUCCCACAGCACCGAGCCCUUCUAGAACCUUCCAUCCACACCCUUUCCAUCCACACCCCUACAUCGGGUACUGCCUGAGCCCCCAGCACUGCCUGAGGGUGCUGCACAGGCUGCAGGGCUGCCAGUCCCUUCUAGAACCUUCCACACCCCUCCAUCGGGUACUGCCUGAGCCCCCAGCACAGACUGAGGGUGCUGCACGGGUUGCAGGGGUCCCAAUCCCACAGGACUGAGCCCUUCUAGAACCUUCCAGACUCUGCCGUGGGCCCCAUCUUUAAAUUAAUGAAAUCCCAUCCAGAAGUGGCAGCUCCGUGUGCUGAAAUGGGCAGAAAAAUCAGAUUUUUUCUCCAUUUUUCUUGUUUUUUUAAAUUAAUUUGAAACAGAAGUAGCAGCUGUGUGUGCUGAAAUGGGGAGAAAAAAAAUCAGAUUUUUUUCUCCUUUUUUUUUUUGGUUUUUUUUAAUUAAUCUGAACCAGAAUUGGCAGCUGCAUGUGCUGAAAUGAGGAGAAAAAUCAGAUUUUUUCUCCUUUUUUGUUGGGUUUUUUCUAAAUAAAUCUCAACCAGAAGUAGCAGCUGCAUGUGCUGAAAUGGGCGGAAAAAUCAGAUUUUUUUCUCCAUUUUUGUUGUGUUUUUUUUUAAUUAAUCUCCACCAGAAGUGGCAGCUGCAUGUGCCGAGAUGGGGAGAAAAAUCAGAUUUUUUCUCCUUUUUUUUAUUUUUUUAAUUUUUUUAAAAUUAAUCUGAACCAGAAUUGGCAGCUGCAUGUGCUGAAAUGGGGAGAAAAAUCUGAUUUUUUUUCUCCAUUUUUCUUGUUUUUUUUAAAUUAAUUUGAAACAGAAGUAGCAGCUGCAUGUGCUGAAAUGGGAAAAAAAAUCAGAUUUUUUUCUCCUUUUUUUUUGUUGUUUUUUUUUAAUUAGUCAGAACCAGAAGUGGCAGCUCCAUGUGCUGAAAUGGGGAGAAAAAUCAGAUUUUUUCUCCUUUUUUGUUGGGUUUUUUUUAAAUAAAUCUCAACCAGAAGUAGCAGCUGCAUGUGCUGAAAUGGGCGGAAAAAUCAGAUUUUUUUCUCCUUUUUUGUUGUUUUUUUUUUAAUUAAUCUGAACCAGAAUUGGCAGCUGCAUGUGCUGAAAUGGGGAGAAAAAUCAGAUUUUUUUCUCCAUUUUUCUUGUUUUUUUUAAAUUAAUUUGAAACAGAAGUAGCAGCUGUGUGUGCUGAAAUGGGGAAAAAAAUCAGAUUUUUUUCUCCUUUUUUUUUUGAUCUCUUUUUAAAUUAAUCUGAACCAGAAUUGGCAGCUGCAUGUGCCGAGAUGGGGAGAAAAAUCAGAUUUUUUUUCCAUUUUUGUUGUUUUUUUUUUUAAAUUAAUCUCCACCAGAAGUGGCAGCUGCACGUGGUGAAAUGAGGAGAAAAAAUGGGAUUUUUCCCCCUUUUUUGUUGUAUUUUUUUUUGUCCCACCCCUUUGCUAUUGAACAAAUUCCCAUUUUUGAUAUCCUGAUAAAAUCCCCGGAGCUCCCUGCCAGGGCGAGGGCGCUCUAAUUACAUUCCUGUUAAUUAGCACUUGACUCUUGGGGUUCAAUCCAUUCCCAAAAAUUGCCUUUUCCUUGGGGAGUGGGGACUGUUCCUUUGGAAUUUUUGCACUUUGGGGAAAAAAAAAAACCUAUUUUAAAGGAAAUAUUUAUGGGGUUCAUUCCCUGGAAUUGCAGUUUUGAUUUCAAAUUCCCUGAGGGAUGUGCAAGGAAGGGAUUUUUAUUUUAUUUUGGUUUUUUUGUGUGUGUGUGUGUUUCUCCAUCUUUUUAAAGCCUCAUUUUUUUAAAAUCUCUUCCUUUAAAGGAUUUUUCCCACUUUUUUUUGGGUUUUUUUUGGCAUGGAAUAAUCCAGUUUUUGAUUCUUCCUGGAGCUUUUUUGAGGUUUAAAUAUUCCAGGCAGGUUUUGGUUUGAUUAAUUUAAAUAAUUCCCUUUUCCAGGAUUAUUCCUGACUGAUUUUCCAACAAAUUCCUUGGUUUUUAAAUCAAGGAAAUUCCUCAUUUCAAUUAAUAAUUAAAACUUAACGAGGCUGUGGAUGAUGCUUGAAUUUAGGGAGGAAAAUUCCUUCAUUAUUUAAUUAAUCUCUGCUGUAAUUUUGCUUUAGGGGAGGGCUUGAAGUGAAUUUUUAUAUCCAAUCUUCUUGCCUUGAUAAUUUCCUUUAAUUUCAGGAAAUUAUCUUGGAUUUAAAGGAAAUUUUAAGGCAAAAAUUCCCUGUUUUCUUCCCCAAAAAUCAGUAUUAACUCUGUGUGCCUGCACUGGGGUCACCAAAAACAUUUCAGUGAGAGGACAAAACUCUUUAUUUAUUAUUCUUAAUUUAAAAUAGUCAAUUAUUUUAAUUGAGAGGGGGGGAAAAAUGGGUUUGGAGCUGGAGGUUGGUGUGGGAAUUUUCCAAGCAGGGAAUAAAAGUGGAAAAAUUCCAAUGUUUGCACUAAGUUGGGUCAAUAAAUCAAUUAUUUGUUCAGCUGGCCAGAAAAUUUUCCACUUUGUAGAAGAAAAAAUUGCUUUAAGUUUAUCUUUAAUUCCUUCAAUUUUUAAUUUGGAUGAAAAUUAUUAAUUCCUGCUUUAUCUUGACUCAAAAAUCCCAGAUUUCUUUGGAUUUAUCCUUUAUUUUUAUUGCAGGAAGUGGCUUCUUUAAGUCAAAAAAUCCACAAUUUUUGUGGUGGAGUUGGAAAAUUUAGGGGAUUAAUUAAAUAAGAGUUGUGUUAAUUCAAAUCCCAGCUGUUUCCACCCCAAAAAAUCCAAUUUUUUCCUCAAAAAUUUGCAUCACACCCUCAAAUCCACUCGGAAUUUUGGAGGAUUUUUCUCACGUUGGAUCUGAUUUUUCACUCAGGUGAGGAAAACCAAAAAAAAAAAAAUUAAAUUCCAAGAGGAAAAAAUUGUGGAUUUUUUUCCCUGGAGCUCCCAGCUGCUUUUCCCAAUCCCUGGGAUUUUUGGGAAUUUGGUGCUUCAGUUCUUUAUGGACAACUCGGAUUUCUUGGUGCUGGGGAGAACCUUGGGAGCUGCUUGGAAAAAACAUGGAAAAAAUGUGGAAAAAACGUGGAAAAAACGUGGAAAAAACGUGGAAAAAACGUGGAAAAAACGUGGAAAAAACAUGGAAAAAACAUGGAAAAAACAUGGAAAAAUGGGAUCUGAAUAAGGAACAGCUGCUCCCACCAUGGAAAAAUGAGAUUUUUAUCAGCAUUUCCCUCUGCUUGGAGGAGUUUUUUCCCUUUUUCCAACCUUUUUUCCAUCAGAAAAUGGAAUGGAAUUAACACCAAACCCAUCCCAGAUCACCUCAGAGCUCCUCUUUUUUUUCCCCUC